UCCCAGGCGAGUGCGGGCGCUUGUUCUACCUCAUGCUGCCGGCCAGAUAAAAGGUAGUUCUAUCUAUGAAGGUGCCCGUUAUGGUGCCGAUACUCAGGACUCCCGCGGCACAGGACUGGCUGCAACUAGAGAGGGAGCUUGUGGGCUGAGCUCCUCCCCCCUCAGCGCACCGUGUGACAAGAAGAAGUAGUCUAGUAACGAGCAGCCCGCGCUGCCUGUCAUUCUGUGUUGUGUGUCUGUGCGAUUCUGCUGCCGCCCCCUCUCCUCCAACUCUCAACUUUCCGCUAAUCCUGGGAGGGCGCCAGUAACGUGCUGCAAUCAGUGGGGCACUCUGGGGUCCCUGCUCCCCCCUUAUACCCCUCAGUCAGUACGUUAGAGAUUGCUUGGACUUGUUGUUUAUUUGUGUAACUUUGCCGGGAGCCGCACAGUAAGAUCGGGGAGGCAGUCGUAUGCGACCAUGGCUGUGCCAGCCGCUUUGAUCCCCCCGACUCAGCUGAUGACUCCUCAGGCAGCGAUCUCUUCCUCUGCCUCUUCCUCGUCCCCCUCUACCAACUCGUCUUCUUCGGCCACUAAUUCUCCGUCGCCUUCAGUCGCACCUUCCUCGUCCGGGCAGAGCCUGUACCGACCAGAGUCCAUCGCUGCUCCCAUAGUCACUCCCAGCAGCCUCAGCAACCUCAGCAACCUCAGCAGCCCGGCUCCCAACCUCACUACCAGCAGCAGCAGCAGCAGCCAAGGGACAGGGGCAGCGCCGGGGACCGGGGGAGGAGGAGGCGGCAGCAAUGGGAUCCUGAGCAACUGCAGCAGCCCGAGCUUGACCACUUCCAACAGCAGCAGCAGCCACCAUAAUAAUAAUAAUAAUCAUAAUAACCCUAUUAUCCCAGGCAGCUCCCCGGCCACAUCCACCAGCACAACAUCCACCAACAGCAGCAGCAUUGCCCCCAUCUCCAACCUGCCUGGAAAACCCGUCUACUCCACUCCUUCCCCCGUGGAGAACAUCCCCCAGAACAAUGAGUGCAGGAUGGUGGAGCUAAGAGGGGCCAAGGUGGCUUCAUUCACAGUAGAGAGUUGUGAACUCAUCUGCCUCCCCCAAGCUUUUGAUCUUUUUUUGAAGCAUUUAGUAGGGGGGCUGCACACAGUCUACACCAAACUCAAGAGGCUGGAGAUCACCCCUGUGGUGUGUAAUGUGGAGCAGGUGCGGAUCUUGAGGGGCUUGGGGGCCAUUCAGCCUGGGGUCAACCGCUGUAAACUCAUUUCCAGGAAGGAUUUUGAGACCUUGUACAAUGACUGCACCAAUGCCAGUUCCAGACCGGGAAGACCACCUAAAAGAACGCAGAGUGUUACCUCACCAGACAAUCCACAUAUCAUGCCACAUACGGUUCCUGGUCUCAUGUCUCCUGGGAUGAUCCCUCCAACAGGUUUGACAGCAGCAGCUGCAGCAGCAGCAGCCGCAACUAAUGCAGCAAUAGCAGAAGCAAUGAAGGUGAAAAAAAUCAAGUUGGAAGCUAUGACCAACUAUCAUGGCAAUAACCAGCAUGGAGCUGAUUCUGACAAUGGAGAUCUCAAUUCAAGUCUUGGGAGCAGUGAUGGUUCUUGGGAUAAAGAAAAACUACAGUCUCUCCCUACCCAAGGAUCACAAACCUCUCUUAGCCAUCCCAACUUGCCUGGACAGCAUAACCUUUCAGUUACUCAUCCUCUCAACACUCUUCAACAGAAUCACCUCCUGCCGAAUGGCCUGGAAAUCCCAUUUAUGAUGAUGCCCCACCCACUAAUUCCAGUAAGUCUACCUCCUGCAUCUGUUACCAUGGCAAUGAGCCAAAUGAACCAUCUCAGUACCAUUGCAAGCAUGGCAGCAGCAGCACAAGUACAAAGCACCCCCUCCAGAGUUGAAACAUCAGUAAUUAAGGAACGUGUGCCAGACAGUCCUUCUCCUGCUCCAUCUCUAGAAGAUGGUCGAAGACCGGUCAGUCAUCCAUCGUCACACAGAAGCAGCAGUGUCUCUAGUUCUCCAGCAAGAACUGAAAGUUCCUCAGACAGAAUUCCUGUCCAUCAUAAUGGCAUCUCAAUUAAUCAAAUGCUAAUGGGUCUGUCACCUAACAUCAUACCUGGACCAAAAGAAGGUGAUCUUGCUGGUCAUGAAGUGGGACAUGAGACAAAAAGAAUGCACAUGGAAAAAGAUGAGACCCUGCUCUCAACACCAACUGCGAGAGACAGCUUUGAUAGACAUUCCCUGUCUGGGCAUGGGCAACCUCUACCUCCUGGCUACCCAUCUCCUUUUCUAUUUCCUGAUGGAUUGUCUUCUAUAGAGACACUUCUAACUAACAUCCAGGGCUUAUUGAAAGUUGCCAUAGAUAAUGCAAGAGCUCAAGAAAAACAGGUACAAAUGGAAAAGACUGAACUGAAGAUGGAACUGUUCAGGGAACGAGAACUGAGGGAAACCCUAGAAAAACAAUUAUCAGUGGAACAAAAGAACAGAGCAAUAAUUCAAAAAAGGGUCAAGAAAGAAAAAAAGGCAAAAAGGAAAUUACAGGAAGCCCUUGAAUUUGAGACAAAAAGAAGAGAGCAAGCAGAGCAGGCACUGAAACAGGCAGCAUCAUCAGAAGGUCUCAGAGUCCUUAAUGAAUCUCUGACACCAGACUUAGAAAGUGACCGCAAUGGGGCCAGAACAGAUGCUGAAAGGACAAUACAAGAUGGAAGACUUUAUUUAAAAAACAGUGUGAUGUAUUGAUGGAGCACAAGCUACAACAGAGGACUCUGAAGUGCCAGGCUUUCUGAAUAAAAUGGAUGUAUAAUCUAAAUUAAGGACUGGAGUUCUUCAUAUAUUCUGCAUCAUUGGACUGCCAACAUGUGACUAUGAUCUCAGAGAUUUUGAGACGUUUUCUAACUGUAAAUAUAGCAUUUCUCUUGAAGAAGUGAGAUUGAAAUGCAUCUGCAAACUUGUAUAGAAUUGUUUUGGCCAUUAAUGCCUCCUGUACAAUUUUUUUUAAAAUGAUGCUUAUUCAAGUCAUGACUUUCCUCUAUUUGUGCACAUCAGAAUCUUCCAAACAUGGACACUUAAAUGUUUCAACAGUUUGAUCAUGCAUAAACCAGCAACAAUGCUUUUAAUGAAGCCACUUAAGAGAAGAUUGAAGAAUCUUAAAAGGGCAUGCACUGAUAUGGGAUCCAUGGAUGUCAUGACGUUAACAAGAAGUUUUUAAUUGAAAACAAUGUUUUCUUCUUAAAAUAACAUUUUUAACCUACUAUGGAAUAUAAAGAAACUUGGACUUUGAACUGCUGUAUUAUUUCAUUAAAGAAGUAACUCAUACUGUCUUAUGAAUGUAAAUGAAACAAUGAUUUUUGUUCUUUAGGGGUUUUUUUUCAACAGCAAACAAAGAGGUAAUCAAAACGCUCACCUCAUACUUUUGUGGGGUUACGUUAAAAGUGCUGUGUUUAAUUAACCUCUGGCCACAUGUAUAUAGCCACUGUCCCAUAAGGAAGGCAUUAUGUAUGUGUAGCAUAUUAGAGAUUAGGAAACAAUUUUAGACAAAUUGUUUUUUUCAGUUUCUUGGUUUAAAAGCAGCCUUUAUAGUUUAAAUGCAUGCAGGCAUGUAAAUAUUUGUCCUCGAGUCACAGUAUUAAUUAAUAAGAUUUUUAGAAAAACUGGUGAAACGAAGGGGUGCAUUGCAGCAACAUUUAUUUGUAUAUUAAGUCCUUUAUGGCUUCAAAUAUCCAAGUAAGGAUGAGAUUGUGGCUGAUAAGUAAGUCCAGACACCAGAAAUAUUUUUAUAACAAGUCAUUUUUGAGUGAAAGUUCUUGAAAAACAAAACUAAAAUUAACAUGAGGUAUCCUUCCACUAAUGAUGAAUGAACUUAAAAUUUUCCUGAAUACACUUUUCACUGCUGUAUUGUAUGAUCACUGCUCAUCUUCUUAUUGUACUUGUAUGCUGUAGUGUGAAAGGGGUGUUAUUUUUGUUUUCAGUGUCUUUAAUGAACCAAUUUUUUUUUUAACCUUGGGAAACUGGAAUUAAAACAGAACAUGCAGUUAAGAAACAUUUCAUUUUGUAUUUUCUGUGUAUCCCUUAAAAUAUUGAAUCCAUAAAUUAGUUCAAGAAAUAUAAAAAUUUGGGUUUUACACAUAUCUAGUUUUAUGCACAUAAAUUGUAAUUUAUUUUGUUAUAAAACAUCUAAAGUUGUUUUUAAUGCCAGAGUGAAAAUAUUUCCUUAAAGCUUCAUUUUAAUUUCAAACUAAUCAUAUGAUUUGUCUUUUAUUAAGAGAAAACAAAAACUAUAGCUUGUAAAGUCUUCCUAAUUAUACUUGGAUAUACAUUUUCUGUGGAAACCUGAACUAAACAUUUUAACUCACCACUGAACUGUUAAAAAUAAAAUGUUGUAUAUACAGUAUCACAUUCUUUUUUAUGAUACCGAGCAAUAUUUUUGCAUUAAAAUAUUGUUAAUA
Molecule: messenger RNA, 4431 nt
Organism: Xenopus laevis (African clawed frog)
Lineage: Eukaryota; Metazoa; Chordata; Amphibia; Anura; Pipidae
Gene: dach1.L
Product: dachshund family transcription factor 1 L homeolog
Exons: 12
Coding region: 458-2725 (755 amino acids)
Biological process (GO): regulation of transcription by RNA polymerase II
Cellular component (GO): transcription regulator complex; nucleus
Molecular function (GO): RNA polymerase II cis-regulatory region sequence-specific DNA binding; DNA-binding transcription factor activity, RNA polymerase II-specific
Source: RefSeq, a predicted model, not a curated record